AUGCCGACCCAGAUGAAGGUAAAACCCAUGAAGUCUAAGAACGCUAUCAAUCCAAAGGUCUCAACCGAUACCCAGUUGAUGACCUCUUCUCAAAGUCUCAAUGUGGUCAAAACUCUGAUUCAAACAGGUAUCGGUGUAAUAACCUAUCUCAGAGGAAUCUUUCCGGAGGAAUGUUUCACCGACGAUAGGAUUGGCCCAGAUCGUUCUGAAACGUACGAUGAGGCUACUGAAGGUCAGAAGAAACCAGGGCGCGAAGGGCGCGGCUAUAUUAGAGUGAAGCACAUCAACCGCGGUGCUUCAAAAGAGAGCGAUAAAGUAUUGGAUUACCUCGAUGAGGGAGCGAUGGACGCUAUUCAGCGCGGUUAUCUUCGCCAAUUGCUGUUUGCCAUGUACUUGGACCCUGAUAAGCCUCGAGACGUGAUUGAAUGCUACACGUUCAAUAUUACCUACUCCAAAAGUAAAGAUCGUGAAGGUGAAUUGGUGCCUGAGCUAGAAGUGAGAGAUCAACUCCGAGAGCUAUCUUUGGGAGGUAAGAUCUCAAUACUUAACGAAAAUGAUCCCCAACAAUCUCGAAAAACUUGUGGGAUGGUCAAAAGACAGGUUCAAGCCUUGAUCAAGAACUUGAUAUGCUCCACCCAAAGCUUGUCAGAUAUACAUGGUCGACGCUUCCUAACUUUCAAGUUGCAUUACAAUGAUCAAACACCAUUAGAUUACGAACCACCUCAUUUUACCGCGGGCGAUGUGGAACUUGAUCGAUUUACCUUCGGUACCUCAGGAGUAGAGGAAGUCCCAAGUGCUACGGAGAUGGGAAGGAUCGAUACCGGGUUUCACGCGGUUCGAGUAGCAUUGGCAACUAUUUCGGGAUAUUUGCCCGAAUCUAAUGCCUCCGAUUCCAAAGCUCUUCCGAAGGGCAAAUCUCCACUUGAGCUUCGUGAAAUUGAGCUCAACAAAAUUAGGGAAGAGGCUAAAGAGCGAGAAGUUGUUUGGGAUACGGAGAAGGUUUUAGCUCCUUCCCCUCCUAUGACGCCCAACGGAUUCAAUAAAGCAGACGAACAAUCUAUAAUCGAGCCGAUCGGAAGGCGUGAUCACGAUGGUCGUCUCGUCCCGUUGCCCCGCCAGGAUGACAACGCGAAUGAGACUGAAAACGGUGCUAUUAAGAUCUUGAAAAGAAAAGCUACUCCUGAAUCCAACGUGAUUCCAGAAAGUGAUCCGAUGUUGAAUUCUACUCAAACCGAAAUCCAGAGCCAGUCUACUCCUGAGAAGGCAAUUUCGAGCUCGAAACCAGGUAAUAAUAAUUCCGCAGAUACUACGGAUGAUCCUAUCCUUGAAGCAAGCAUUUCAACCCAAAUCGUAAACACCACUCACUUGAAAGAAAACGUCGAAUCGCUCCCCGAUGCGUUCGAUCCCAUCGAAUCCUUUCCUUCAAGCAGUGGAACACAAUUGAAAUCUAAAGGUUUGCCUCCUCUUUCCGCUGCGGGGAAAUCAAGACCUAAAGAAAAAAAGGACUUGGAACGAAAGACGGAUGAUGGGAUUCGAAAGACCGAUUCAAAUAAAAAGAUAAAAUCAUCGCAUACUAAAUGGCCCCCUAGCUCUAACAAGAGUGACAUAUGCGAAUGUAGAGACGCAAAUGAUGACCAAGACAUGAUUAAUUGCGAGAUUUGUAAACGAUGGAGACACUUGAAUUGCUAUGGUUAUACUUCAGAAAAAGAUCCGAGGAUUCCAGAAUUCUUUACUUGUUAUCGUUGUCGCAUUCACAAAGGGAUGGGCCUUGAGGAAAUAUGGAACAGGGAAGAUGACAUUAAUAUUGCGCUGGAAGGACUAAGAGGGCUGUGCAUUUUCCGUCGAACUCUACAAAUCAUUUAUCAAGAAGGGCUACCGGCCGUCAUGAAGGAUCUCGCUCUUCGCCUAGAGGUGGACUUGUCGACCGUUUCCCAAAUCAAACAUCGAUUGGAAAACGAAAAUUUCAUUUGCCCAAAAUCCAACAAGCGUUCAAACAGCUCGGGGCUUUUGGAAUCCGAAAGGAAGGGUUCGAGCAAGCCCAAUCAAUCGAAGAGAUGGAUCAAGCAUAUGAUAGUCAAUGAAUCAUAUGAGCAAAAGAAGCUACGUGACACGCUUUACUUCACGCCAGGGACCGGCACGGAGGCGAAGCUGUUAGCAAAAUUUGAGAACAGUGCAAAGGAAAUUGAUGCAGAUGAGCAGAUGAAUCGCGGUGAGGAUCAGUGUAUGGAUUCUGGAUCCAUCUCGAGUCCGGCGUCUACACCCUUGAGUUCAGUAGCCGCAGGCGGCAGAAGUAAAAAUGUAGCCACACCUCAAAAGCAGGUGAUUGGUACAAGUUCACCAAUGAAUCUCACUCCCGGAGACAUCGAUCAAUCUACUCAGCCUGCUGUGGAAGACGUGACGAUGCAGGAUGCGAGGCCAUCCCACCCAGAAGAGGUAGAUAUGGCAUUGAGGCUCGCCAAGAGUAAAGUUUCUAUUGGGGUGGAGGAAGUCGAAGUACUUGGAGUAACAUGGGAUGAUUGUGAUGAAUAACCGCAAAUUAACUUUCCUCCGACUCAACGCAAACCCAGGCUAUUUUAGUCCUGUGCACCGGUGUGUUGCGUUGUAACGCCCAUGAACAAUUGUUUGAUCAAGAAAAUGUGUAAAUAAGUAACAAGUUGUAGUUAAACAUGUAUUGAUAACACAGGUGGGCGAUGAAGUGUUAUCAGACCGGGAGGGGGUAGCCGUGCGGGAUGUGUUUGGUGAGGUCUGGGGGCGAUCGGUUCUGGUCCAUGGAUAGGCAG
Messenger RNA from Puccinia graminis f. sp. tritici CRL 75-36-700-3, 2780 nucleotides. RefSeq lists its product as uncharacterized. The transcript is spliced from 14 exons. NCBI's taxonomy places the organism in Eukaryota, Fungi, Basidiomycota, Pucciniomycetes, Pucciniales, Pucciniaceae. The coding region runs from base 1 to 2529 and encodes 842 amino acids. Gene Ontology annotation, cellular component: nucleus. Gene Ontology annotation, biological process: meiotic recombination checkpoint signaling; synaptonemal complex assembly. The record is from RefSeq and is a predicted model, not a curated record.